Messenger RNA from Onychostoma macrolepis, 3725 nucleotides. It is a transcript of the gene tcf19l, whose product is annotated as transcription factor 19 (SC1), like. Gene Ontology annotation, biological process: regulation of gene expression. Bases 507 to 2051 code for a protein of 514 amino acids. Gene Ontology annotation, molecular function: protein binding. The transcript has 4 exons. Gene Ontology annotation, cellular component: nucleus. Lineage: Eukaryota; Metazoa; Chordata; Actinopteri; Cypriniformes; Cyprinidae. The record is from RefSeq and is a predicted model, not a curated record.
CAAACUCUUUGCAUUGUUAUUUUUCAUUGACGGUCUCCUUGACAACGCGGACGGAAGUGGCGUUGAUUUUCGCGCAAGGAAACUCGUCCUGCUCCUGGCGCGCCAAAUUUCAAAGCACUUCCUGGGGAGAGGAGGCGAUAAGAUUUACCACGGAGCACAAAUAAAAGACUUGCGUAGCGUUUUACAAAACAUAUACCUUCAUAUUUUGGGUAUGUCAUGCUUUUAAUGAAGACCAGCAAUUGAGCAUCUGGCCACUGCAUAUCCACUUUUAAUGUUUCAUCCAGCUGUGCUGCAGCGUUUUAAUUUGUCCUCUACAUAUUUUAAUAAUAGUUUAGCAUGUCAUAUUUAAUUUACUGGGCGUAAUAAGCUUUUAUAAGGGUCAUAUUUGAAAGUCUUUCUGAGAGGAGGAUCUUCAAUGGAGGACGUUUAUCUCAGUGUUAUGUGAGAGCUGCUGUUUGCUGGCUGUGUUGCGGUUUUUCCUGCACAGUUAUUUGUGGGAUGUCAAAAUGUCGUCAGGAGUCCAGCCGUGUUUUCAGUUGUUGAGGAUUGGAUUGUCUGACACAAACAAUAGUAACGCUCAGGGAAAUGCGUCGUCAGACUCCGUCCGUGACCUGUACACUUUCCGGCCUGCACUGGCCCAGUGUGUGUUUCGUUUGGGACGGGCCACGGAGCUGUGUGACGUCACCCUGGAGUCCAUGAUUGUGUCCCGUAUCCAUGCAGAGCUCCAUGUGGAAAGAGAAACUGAUGCCUCUGGAGAGGAGAGCUGGAAAGUGCAAGUGAAGGAUCGCAGCAGUUAUGGCACGUGGGUAAAUGACAUGCGCCUCCAACAAGAGGUCUUAAAGGAAAUCUUUGAUGGCGACACGCUCACCAUCGGCGGCCAAUCAGGACGGGCUAGUCCAGAGUUCUACUUCCUCUUCCAGAAAGUACGGGUUCGUCCGCUGGACUUUGAUGCCAUCACUGUGCCCAAAGCGGGUUCCUUCUCUUCCGACAUAAAGAACCGGAUCAGAACGUGCUCGGAUCGUAAACCGGACCCAGCUCUGGACAUCUCAAAGCUGUCCAUCAACAGAGCCACGGUCAUCCUCAACUCCAUCGGCAGCCUGAGCAAGAUGAACGGCAGCUGCUGGACCUUCAAGAAGAGCGAAAAUACAAGCACCUUAAAUACGCCGGUGUUCACCGCUCUGGCCCCGCCCACGACUCCGCCUCCUUUCCAGGCCGCUGGUGAGAUUUCAUCCAAGUCUGUCCCGCCGUCCUCAAAGAGCCGACGCAAGUCCGCCCACACGGUUCUGCUGGAGGACGACAGUUCAGACGAUCCGGCGAACCGCAGAGACCUGGAGGACGGACGGAGGGGACAAGCCAAGAAAAGACGCCGGCUUUACAAAUCAGAGUCAGAGGUGUUUCAGCCCCCUCUGCCCAAACUGGAGCAGAACUGCCAGUCACAGAUUGACGUGAGCAAACACACCGGCGGCAGCAUUUUCAAUGUGCCGCCCAACCGGCAGUUCAGUCAUAUCCUGAACAUAUCGAGUCACACCAAAGGGAACGGCAUCAGUGUGAAGCCCUGCUUGUCUGGUCCUGGCAGGAGGCUGAGGGCAAACAGCUCUCCCGUAUUCACCACCCUCAGGAUGGGAAGUGAGAAUUACAACCUGACCUCCCCGUCAGCGAGGAUGAGCAAGACCGAGAAGGCCAGGGGAGUGAUUUCUCGCUUCCAGGCCUCGACUGGGCGACGACGUGGAAGGCCUAGAAAACACCCGCUGCCACAGCCUUCCUUGCCGUCUCCCUCUUCAUCAUCCUCCUCUAGCUCCACCUCUUCCUCCUCCUCCUCGUCAUCAUCAUCCUCUGAAGAUGAAGAGGUGGCGGUGUCUCAGGGUGUGGAGCCCUGCGCAGCGGCUCACUGUCGUCUCCCGCAGCAGGACACCGUGCAGUGGAUCCAGUGUGACGACUGCGACGCCUGGUAUCACCUCGACUGCUUACCACACAACCACAACCGAGACUCGCUGCUCUUAGACCCCAGCGCAGACUUCCACUGCGGCUGCCUCCGCGCCAGACACCGCUGAGGCCAGCACUCAGUCAGGACCGGCUCUGCUUCCUCUCCUUUAAUGCUUUUUAAUUAACCAAAUGCUCUCAAACAUUGUUGAUAUUACAAUCAGAUUCACAGGACUGACAGAUAAGUUGCUUCCUGGCAUUCACAGUGCAAAUCUCUGCAAUGAUGGCGAGUUGAUGUUUUCUGUGGAUGGUGCUAAUUGCUUUGAACAGUGAUUUGAACUGAUUUGGAUGAAAUGAGGGUGUUGGAUUUGCACAGCAGCUUCCAAGAGCAUCCAAACACGCUGCAUCCCAUUACAACACUGGAUGCUUUCUGACUGCUUCUGAUAUAUAUAUAUAUAUGUAUUCAAUAUACACAAGAAUGAAAUCUUCAAAUGCUAAAAAAUCUAAAUAAGAAUGAAUAUGAAAAUGGGAGUUUAUAUUUUUAGAAGAAUGGAUGAAUUGAGUCUUUGGAUUCAAAUAUUGAGGAGGGUUUCGCUGGGCUUUGUUAACUAGACACCGGUCGCUAAACAUGCUUUGCCAACAUAUUAGCUGGAAUAUAAUAUGUUAUCACUGAAUACUGUAUGUUUGCAAAUGGGCAAUGAGGAUAUAUAAUAUGCUGUCUUAUUCAAGGGUUUCAAAAGCAUUACUUGGACUUUUUUUGUAAUUUCAAAACAUUUAAUAACAGCUAAACCUCAAAUCACUCUGAACAUUUCUAUGGUCAUUUUUUAAAGGAAUAGUUCACCCAAAAAUGAACAUUUGCUGAACAUUUACUCACCAUAGGCUGUUUCUUCAUGUGAACAGAUUUGGAGAAAUUCAGCAUUUCAUCACCUGCUCACCAAUGGAUCCUGAAUGGGUGCCGUCAGAAUGAGAGUCCAAACAGCUGACAAUAAUCCACAAGUAAUCCACACCGCUCCAGUCCAUCAGUUAACAUCUUGUGAAGCAAAAAGCUGUGUGUUUGUAAGAAACAAAUCGUCAACAGGGCAUUUUAACUUUAAACCAUUGCUUCCGGCCUAUAAGUCUAUCCCCUGUUGUCUGUCACGUCAAAAUCCACCCACAUAUUUGUUUUGAACUGUUUUUGCUUGUAAAUAGUGCUUGAUCUGUGAGUUUUUCUCUCACGAUUUAGACAAGACAACUCAAUAACAGCAACGUUAUGAAAAGAGGACUUGCAUUUUAGCUGGAAGCAGCUGUUUGAAGUUAAAACAUCUUGAUGGAUUUGUUUCUUACAAACACUCAGCUCUUCACAAGAUGUUGAUGGACUGGAGCAGUGUGGAUUGCUUGUGGAUUAUUGUGAUGUUUUUAUCAGCUGUUUGGACUCUCAUUCUGACGGCACCCAUUCACUGCAGAGGAUCCAUUGGUGAGACAGACAUUUAAUGCUACAUUACUCCAAAUCUGUUCUGAUGAAGAAACAAACUAAUCUAUAUCUACACCUGAGGGUGAUAUGACAUUUUCAGCAAAUUUUAAUUUUUGAAUGAACUAUUCCUUUAAGCUUGACAUUUGAUUGCACACAUGAUUGUCAGCUGUUUCUUGUAAUUAACACAAGCUUCGUUUCUGAUCUCGACUAACACUGUGUAGUUGUAUCUGUGUAUAAGAAUAGAAUCUCUGUGGUAUGAAUGUUAAAAGAGACUUUCACUGUCUUCACUUUAACUCAACAUUCUAGAAAUGACAAAUGACUCCUGUCACAAUGUUUUGUCUUGUUGGGAAUCAAG